Pestalotiopsis fici W106-1 is the source of this 2172-nucleotide messenger RNA. RefSeq lists its product as uncharacterized. Gene Ontology annotation, molecular function: protein kinase activity; ATP binding. The transcript has a single exon. Gene Ontology annotation, biological process: regulation of mRNA processing; spliceosomal complex assembly; protein phosphorylation. Bases 1 to 2172 code for a protein of 723 amino acids. The record is from RefSeq and is a predicted model, not a curated record. Lineage: Eukaryota; Fungi; Ascomycota; Sordariomycetes; Amphisphaeriales; Sporocadaceae.
AUGGCAAAUGUCGAUCAGGGCGCCGACGCUAUUGGCGGCGAAAGCGAGAAACAAUCACUGCUCGAUAUCUUUGUCAGUGCCAAUGGAGGACCAACGUUGAAGCAUGUCCUUGGUGCCGAUGAAGUCGAUUCGCCGUCAACGCCCAGAUAUCAGACACUAGAGGAUGAAAUAGGGGCAGAAUUUCUAGAGAACAUUGAAGAUUACCGGCCGGGAGGUUUCUACCCCGUGGAUGUUGGCGACGAAAUACUUGGGCAAUUCAAAGUCUAUCAUAAAUUGGGCCACGGCCGGCUUGCCACGGUAUGGCUUGCCGUGAACUUCAUCACGCCCGAAUGGAAGGCCAUCAAAAUCUUCAAGGCUAGCUGCUCGGCGAAGGCGGCGUUGUGCUAUGAGCAAGCCAAGGUGGCCAUUGAGACCCAGCCUCAGCUCUUCGAAUCUAAGAGCUUCCUGCUUCCUGAUGAUGGCGUGUGGGUGGACAGUCCGAACGGCCGGCAUCUUUGCUUGGUGCUUCCCCUGCUCGGCCCGAAAAUCACCCAUCACGAAGAUGAAUCGGCCGACAGGCAGGAAAAGUAUCUACAACAGGUGGUCAUGUGCCUACGUGCUCUCCAUUCUCUCGGAAUCCAUCACGGAGGAGUCCAUCCCGGUAAUCUUCUACAGACCAUCGACGUUGGGGACGUCCCUAUCGAUGACAUGUUGCUGGUGCUGGGAACGCCAAUCACGUUCCCAGUCAAACCUGCCGACGAGAGUGAUGGCGAAUUUGCCAAGUCGCACGCUCCAAAGUAUUUGACAGCUCCGACACGAGGAUUAAAGCGGCUACCGUUGAAACCCAGGAUCGUCCUGACCGACGUCGAGGUUGCGCUCACCAUGAACGAGCCUGCUCGUGAUUCCAACACACCUUCCGACAAGGACUUUGUCUUGGGUUGGGAAAAAAUCAAGUGCGACAUGUGGGGGUUGGCCUUUACAGUCUUGAGAAUGCGGCGAGCGCUAUUCCUUGAGCUGCCGUGGUAUCCAAAAUCAAAGUCCUGGGACCCAGAUUCUACCAGGCCGGCCCUGGAGGCUGCGCUGGGCUCGCUGUUUAGUCUGGUGCAAUCGGUCCUCAACACCAAGGAUCUCAACGAUGAAUACCUGCUCGGCCUGCGACAUCUCAGCGUGCAGCACGAUGGAGAGCUGGACCUGACGAUACAACAAAAUUAUGUCAUUAAGCGGGCGCUCGAGCUGAGGUGGAAAAGGAAAGAAUUACAAUUACUUGGUAACUUGUUGGAGGAGACCACAAAUUUUAGAAUCAGAGACUGGACGCUUCCUGAGGCACCAAUGAAAGAGGCGAUUGGGGAAGAAUAUGCUCACGGGGACGGAUCGCCUUGGAACAUGGCCAACCAGUACGAGACGCUCACCGGUGGCUUGGAGCCUCUGCUGGAUAAUAUGUCAUCUUCUGAGAGUGAUCGAUCAAAAUCUGUUGUAGAGGGAGAGGAACAUCUCUCGAGAGAGUCUGCAUCAGCAGAGCCUGUACCAGAAGAGACUGGUUCGAAAGCGCAAGAAAUGAAAGAGACUAACAAGAUCCCGUUCAUCACACCAGUGUAUUCGGACGAGUUUGAUGAUUUCUUCACCGAGAACCCAUCGGAUAUUGUUCAGUCGCCGGGAUCGAUGGACGACGAUCCAGCGGAACAAUCAUCUGAAGCGCCAUCAACUCCGCCCCGUUCUGUUACCCCUCCGCCAAAACGUCCGGCGAGUCCUCCCAUACCACCGCCUCCUCCUUCCCCCUCUCCUGAGCCCGAGCUCGAGGAUGACCCUGAACUCGACCCCGAGUACGAGCCUGAAUUCGAAUUCGAGCCGGAAGCCGACACCCAAGACAAAGCCCCUUCCGUACGCCACCGGACUAUCAACGUGAUUCUGCUCGGUUUCACCGUAGCAAUGGCGCUAUGGACCGUUCUCUUCACUGUAUUCCUCCUGCAAGCCAAGACGACAGCCACACCCGGACGGUCCGCGACGGCAGCCAGGAAACCGGGCCAGCCUGGUAUUCUUUAUUUGCAGACACGUCGUCUGUCGGCGCAUACGUCCUUUUUCGAAGGCAUCAUGGCCUCGCCGGAGCAGUCGGUGCCGCUCGACGACAGGGACGGCCGGGCUGUGUUUGAGGGGUUGGACUUUUUCGAGAGUGAAUUUGGAUCACUUGCUGGUUGA